AUGGAUCCGCUUCCCGGCCUUGGAAAGGUUCAUGGCUUGUUAAUCGCGGAAGAACACACCAAAAAUCCACAACCUAUCAUCACCACUCAGCCCAUUCAAGAAGACUCGGCCAUGGUGAGUCACAGGUUCCAAACUCAACACAAUCAACCCAAAAUCAAUAGUGGACAACACCGAAAUCCACCAGGGCCACGUUUUUUUCCGCCACCACAGCAGUCUCCAUCCCGACGGCAACCACAACAAUUCCCUUCGCCUGCCAAUCCACCACGCCAACUGCACCAUGCUCAGCCCGAUACUUCAUCCCGACCCAACAAAGACCCGAACGCUCACUGCACUCAUUGCAACCGUGCAGGUCAUUAUAAGUCGGGCUGUUUUAAACUUAUUGGGUAUCCAGAAUGGUUCUUCAAUCGCCUCCCCAACCAAUCCUCUGCCCAGUCCAAUUAUGCAGCGCAAACAUCGGACAUGGAUUUCACUCCACGCUUGAGCCCCGCCGAGGCGUCCCAAGCCUAUGGCUUUUACGAUAAUCCAUCUGCUUUUUUCACUGGACCUCAAAUCGAAGACUGUGAUUGGAGCGGGUGAGGCACGCAAUGGCUUAUACUACCUCCGCACUUCUUCCUCUGCUGCCCUCACAUCCCCAACCGAUGACCCUACCCUAUGGCACCAAAGAUUAGGCCAUCCAGCCUCUGCUAGCUUACCUUCCUUUUUACAUUGUCGUUCCCCUAAUAAAAAUUCCCCUUGUGAUGCUUGUUUGCGUGGCAAACAUACUAGACUACCUUUUCAAUUAAAUUUCAAUAAAAGUGUCGUCCCUUUUUCUCGUAUUUUUGUUGACAUUUGGGGUGGCUAUCAUACUCCUUCUACUUGUGGGGCUCGUUAUUUUCUAACUAUAGUUGAUGAUUGCACGCGUACUACUUGGGUGUAUUUAUUGCGUUACAAAUCGGAUG
Messenger RNA from Rhododendron vialii, 938 nucleotides. RefSeq lists its product as uncharacterized. Bases 1 to 576 code for a protein of 191 amino acids. The transcript is spliced from 2 exons. NCBI's taxonomy places the organism in Eukaryota, Viridiplantae, Streptophyta, Magnoliopsida, Ericales, Ericaceae. The record is from RefSeq and is a predicted model, not a curated record.